AUGCCUGCUAAAGCUGUUUAUGAAACCACCGAUGAGGGUGUUUAUACUACCUCUGGCGGACAUCCAUAUCCAGAACCAUAUGAAGUUCAAAGAGUCGGAAGAAAUGGACCUCUGCUACUCCAAGAUUACCAUCACAUAGACUUAUUACAAAGCUUUCAUCGAGAGAGAAUACCUGAGCGAGUUGUUCACGCUAAAGGUUCGGGUGCGUUGGGCUACCUAGAGAUUACUCACGAUAUCUCUGAUAUCUGCUGCGCCGCUAUAUUCAACAAGGUUGGAAAACAAAGCCCUGUGGUAGCCCGGUUCUCCACUGUGGGGGGUGAACGUGGCUCUCCCGACACUGCUAGAGACCCUCGUGGAUUUUCAAUCAAGAUCAAAACUGAAGAAGGUAUCUGGGAUUGGGUAUUCAACAACACUCCAGUCUUUUUCUUGCGCGAUGCAGUCAAGUUCCCACAUUUCAUCCACACCCAAAAGAGAGAUCCGCAAUCUCAUCUCGCUCAUGGUGAUGACCCUGACAUGUUCUGGGACUACUUGUCUCAAAAUGCAGAGUCCAUCCAUCAAGUGAUGAUCUUAUUUGGAGAUCGAGGUGUCCCCGACGGAUACCGCGGGAUGAACGGCUACUCAGGCCACACCUUCAAGUUUGUCAAUAAAGAUGGCACCUUCAAAUAUGUCCAAAUCCAUUGUUUAGCUGAUCAGCUUAGAGGGGCUUUCCUCACCCAAGAGGAUUCAGUGAAGAAGGCCGGCGAGUCUCCAGACUAUUCCACUCGGGACUUAUUCGAAGCAAUUCAAAAAGGCGAUCAUCCUUCUUGGACAUGUUACAUUCAAGAAAUGACUCCCGAGCAGGCUGAGAGUUUCAGGUAUAACAUUUUGGAUUUGACGAAGAUAUGGCCCCACAAGGAUUUCCCUCUUCGUCCCUUUGCCAAGCUAGUUUUGAAUGAAAACCCUAUCAAUUAUCAUGCCCAGAUUGAACAAUCUGCGUUUUCUCCUGCUCAUAUGCCUCCUGGAGUGGAACCUUCGGCUGAUCCAGUCUUGCAAUCCCGACUAUUCUCGUACAACGACGCGCACCUGUACCGUUUGGGCACCAAUUAUACACAACUUCCUGUAAAUAAACCCAUCAAUCCAGUGGCCAACUUUCAACGAGACGGUCUUAUGGCUUUAGAGGACAACCAAGGCAGUCGACCAAACUACAAGAGCACUAUCAAGCCCUUAAAUUAUCCCAAGCGUCCAUACAAUUUGGAGCACGAGGUCUUCAUAGGGCACGCGAUGGCAGACUUGUCAGAAGUGACAGAACUUGACUUUGAGCCCGCUCGUGCUCUUUGGUCGAAAGUAUUUGACGAUGGCGCCAGAGAAAGAUUUGUGAAGAACGUCUCUGGACAUCUUGGCAACGUCAGUGUUGAACGGAUCAAGUCUGACCAAGUAGCUAUUUUCCUUACCGUCGACGAAGACUUGGGUAAAAAAAUCGCCAAAGAGAUCGGUUUGAAGCAAAUCCCACAACCUUACAAGCCUUUGCCAGCGAGCUCAGCAUACAGGUUUGCAUCUUUUUAG
Melampsora larici-populina 98AG31 is the source of this 1542-nucleotide messenger RNA. RefSeq lists its product as uncharacterized. The record is from RefSeq and is a predicted model, not a curated record. Gene Ontology annotation, molecular function: catalase activity; heme binding. Lineage: Eukaryota; Fungi; Basidiomycota; Pucciniomycetes; Pucciniales; Melampsoraceae. The transcript is spliced from 9 exons. The coding region runs from base 1 to 1542 and encodes 513 amino acids. Gene Ontology annotation, cellular component: mitochondrion; peroxisome; cytoplasm. Gene Ontology annotation, biological process: hydrogen peroxide catabolic process; response to hydrogen peroxide.